This is a messenger RNA of Capsicum annuum, 1064 nucleotides long. Its product is annotated as nucleoside diphosphate kinase IV, chloroplastic/mitochondrial. The coding region runs from base 125 to 829 and encodes 234 amino acids. Lineage: Eukaryota; Viridiplantae; Streptophyta; Magnoliopsida; Solanales; Solanaceae. The transcript is spliced from 7 exons. Gene Ontology annotation, molecular function: nucleoside diphosphate kinase activity. Gene Ontology annotation, biological process: UTP biosynthetic process; GTP biosynthetic process; CTP biosynthetic process. The record is from RefSeq and is a predicted model, not a curated record.
AUAUAUACAUAUUCAUUCCUUCCUUCUUUCACUCUUCAAAAAAAGAAAAGAGUGCAUUAUACUUGUACUUUUUCUCUCUUAUUCUUCUUAUAUUUACGUAUCGAAUCGGAAUUUAGUUUGAAAUAUGAAUUCUCAGAUUUGUAGAUCUGCUUCACGAGCUACAAAGUCACUGUUCUACUCGAGUUCUCGUGCUUUUUCGGGAGGACGAGCAGCAGCUGCAGCAGCCACAGUUUCGUUGAGAGGAGUUGUCCCUUCUCUAGCUUCAUAUGGCAGGACUGAGUCCCGGAAUUCAUCUACAAGUUGGAUUCCGGGACUCCUCGCCCUUCCUGCAGCAGCUUACAUGCUCCAGGAACAAGAAGCACGUGCCGCUGAGAUGGAGCGCACCUUCAUCGCCAUCAAACCAGACGGAGUGCAAAGGGGCUUGAUUUCAGAAAUCCUAUCACGCUUUGAGCGCAAAGGUUUCAAGCUAGUCGGGAUCAAAAUUGUGGUUCCACAAAAAGAUUUUGCUCAGAAGCAUUAUCAUGACUUGAAAGAUAGGCCAUUCUUUAAUGGCCUAUGUGGUUUUCUUAGCUCCGGCCCUGUCGUAGCAAUGGUAUGGGAAGGCGAAGGAGUGAUUAAAUAUGGGCGGAAACUCAUCGGAGCUACAGAUCCACAGAAGUCAGAACCUGGAACAAUUCGAGGUGACUUAGCUGUUGUAGUUGGAAGGAACAUUAUCCACGGGAGCGAUGGACCUGAGACAGCCAAGGACGAGAUCAAGCUAUGGUUCAAACCAGAAGAGUUGGUUAAGUACACAAGCAACGCGGAGAAGUGGAUAUACGGUGUGAACUGAUCAACAAAAGACAUUUUUCUCAAUUUAAACUGCGAUGAACUGCGAAUGAAUACUCGAAAAUUAAUGUUAUAUUAAUAAGUACGAUGAUCAUUUUCUCACGUAGAGUAGUACUAAUAUAAUGUUAACCUUUACCAUACUGUUAUUUUAGAUUGUUCAAAUAAUCAAAUGUACUGAUCGCGCUCGAUGUAUACAUCAAACUAAUGAAUGCAGGAUAUGUGUCUUUCAAACCAAUGCA